Pezoporus occidentalis (night parrot) is the source of this 1917-nucleotide messenger RNA. RefSeq names its product CD2 molecule (gene CD2). The record is from RefSeq and is a predicted model, not a curated record. The transcript is spliced from 5 exons. Bases 95 to 1024 code for a protein of 309 amino acids. NCBI's taxonomy places the organism in Eukaryota, Metazoa, Chordata, Aves, Psittaciformes, Psittacidae.
CACGUCCCACCACUGCCUGCUCACAGCAGAAAAUCCUUCCACCUUCUAGGAGCUGUCAUUAGACAAGGGGACAUUGGAUUUUUCUGACCUGAAAAUGAACUUUAGGAGAAUUUUUCUAAUCAAGAGCCUGCUGCUUUUGUUUCCGAGUGUAAAAUGCUCUGUCACCAACUGGUUUUAUGUGGCAGUGAAUGAGUCGGCUCUUCUCAGUGUCACUGCUGUUGGGAGUGUAUAUGAUGCAACAUGGAUGAAAGACAGAAAAAGGUUGCUUCAGAUAAAAGACAGGAAAGUUAAGUACUAUGUGAACAAGGAGCAGUGCAGGUGCAAGAUAUUCCUAAAUGGGACUCUGCAGAUAGAGCAGGCAGUGAAAGAGGACAGCGGAAAUUACACGGUGACUGUUUACGAGCAGGAUGGGAAACGGAAGGCAGAAGAACAUACAGUGUUCAUCGUUCAGGGGCCUGUCCCUCAGCCAAUCCUCAGUGCUGAAUGCAUGAACAAAACUGUAUUUGUCAAGUGUGAAGUGAAGCAGAAGACUAAAGAUGAAACAUUUAUAAUAGAACUGACUCAAGAUAAAAGCAAAAAGAUACAUAAGAAUGCAACAAGUUUGGAAUUGCACACACGGCAUUCUGGGACGUUCAGAUGUGUUGUUAAGAACCAAGUCAGCGAAAAAAUGGUUGAAAAAGUAGCUAAGUGCUCAGGCCAGCUGGACCUUUAUCUCAUCUUAAGCAUAGCAGGAGGUGCAGUCUUCUUUGUCAUCUUCAUGAUUUUACUUAUUUAUUGUAUCAGGAGGAAGAAAGCAGAAAGGCUGGAAGAUGAUGGAGAGGAGCACUUGACUCAGGCGCGCCCCAUGGACAGUGAGAUGAUGGUGAGGGAGCUCCGGCAGCAGCCGUGUAAUCCCACCCCGAGGCAGCAGCGUGUGCAGCGGCGGCCGCUGCCGCAACCCCAGGUACAGCAGCGAGCACUGCCUCCACGGCCCCGGCCCCGCACUCAGCCGCGGACUCCAAACCACCCCACAGAGAGACUUUGAACGUCUGCCCCGGGAGGGACAGCGGUCUCUGUGCUCCACGGUGCACUAGGAAAAGAAAGCUUCUAACAGUCAGGAAUCCCUUCCUCCCAACCUUGCGUAACGCUCAGCUAUGAAAUGGCAGCUUUUGUUGCAGAAAAUUAGAGAGAACCUCAAAUGGAGAUGAAGAGACCCAGUGGAGGAGAUUCAAGGUGAUGGGCAUUCAUCCCUGUGGCCAUUUUUCAUCAAAGGUGUCUCUCCAUGGUAGGGUACGGAGCACUGAGCCUUGAAAUCUUUGUGUUUCUGUGGUUCACUUGUUUUUACCAUACCUUGUUGUCUUUGUGCCUCUUGGAUGGAUUAUACCAAGAAGAAGCUAAAGCCCUACUGAGACAAUAUGGGCCUAAGGAUCUUACUGGGUUUUGUCACAUAUCUUCUGUUUCUCCUGCCACACAUUAGGACAGCCCCAUGGCUUCAGGAUCAAAUGCAUGACUGCCUGGGUUAAAAAAUAAUUGUAUGUAAUUAAAUGCUUGUCUGAAGCUGACAGAAUUGGUGUCAUCAAACACAGAGAAGAAGAUACUGAAGGGAGAUGUGGGAGCUUUGAAGGACAUCCAUGUGUAGAAAAAUGCAAGUGAGAAAGGAGUAAACUUUUCACGAUCUCUACCAUGGCUUAAGUUGCAGGGAGGGUUAAGUCAGGUGUGGUUUUUUGUUUGGUUUGGUUUUUUUUUUGUUCCAAAUGAAGUACUGAAAUAGAUUUCUGGGAAAGGAUUUCCAGCACUGAGGGUUUCAAACAGCGGAUUAAGCAUUCUCAUCCUGCUGAGGCCCAGGGAACAUGCUGCAUGGCCUCUUAAAGGAAUAUUUCAGCUCAGUUUUCUGUGACUCCUUGCUAAAAAAUAAAAUUAAACUUUAUUGUCAGGAUA